UAAACUAUAAAUUGUGGUUGCCUCUGAUGUAAUGUAUGGUCGCCUCGUGCCGAGCCUUGGAUUCUUCUUGGCUUGCGUUUUGGUAUUUAAAAUGGGCAAUAAGGCCGCGGAUUCGGUGCGCUAGGUCUCCAAGUGGAGGCAACUUAUCGUGCGUGGCGCAUUCAGAGCCAAUCACUUUGACGCCCUCCACCUGUCGUGCCGUAUCCUGUCUUCGCUUCGUCACUAUUUUCUUCUCUGCAAAUCUUCCUCCAAACCUUCUAUUUGCAAGGCCAAGGCGAAAAUUCACUUCACUCCGCAUCGACCGUCUCAUUUCUUUGUCAACCGAGACAAACACAAAAAAAUCAGACAGAGGUAUCCAUUCUAGUAGCUACCAGGUAGUAACUGAGAAAAUAUAUCCACGAUGAGUUCCAAGGAUGCUCCCCCCUCUACUUUGAAACUGGCGGUUUUGGUUGGCGCUUGGUAUGCCGGUAAUACCUUCUACAACAUCUACAACAAAAAAGCUACCAACAUGAUCCAUGCCCAUUGGUUUGUGGCCACUGCCCAGUUGGUUGUUGGUAUUGUCUGGAGUCUUUUGAUGUGGGGAACUGGCCUGCGAAAAACACCCAAUCUGACUGCCAGUGAUAUUGCAAACUGCAUUCCCAUUGGUCUUUGUGCUUGCUUGGCUCAUGGAGGAUCUGUGUUGGCAUCUGCCGUUGGAGCUGUCUCCUUUGCACAAAUCGUCAAGGCCUGUGAACCUGCUUUUGCUGCAGUUGUGGGACUUUUGCUCCCACCUGUGGAUGUGAAGCCCAUGCUUGCCUAUGCCAUGCUUAUUCCAAUUGUUGGUGGUGUUGGAUUGGCUUGUGUUAAGGAAGGAAAGGGAGUGGAUAUUAAUGUUGAAGCUUUCUUGUAUGCUUCCAUGGCCAAUAUUGCUGCUGCUUUGAAGGGAAAAUUGGGAAGCUCUGUCACAAAGAGUCUCAAGGCCGAUGCUACAAAGAACAUGGAUGCUGCCAAUGUUUAUGCCGUGAUGAACAUUAUUUCAUUUGCAUGCUCUGUUCCUCUUGUGGUAAUUAAUGAGAUGUCCACUUUGCCAAAGGUCUGGGAAGAGGCUGCCGCAGAACAUGGAGCUGAUGCCAUUAUCAAGAAUAUUGUUUUGUCAGGAAUCUGCUUCUACUUUUACAAUGAGUUUGCUUUUGCCUUUACAGCCAGUGUUGGAGCAGUUACUUCUUCUGUUUUGAACACAGCCAAGCGUGUUAUCAUCAUUGUUGUCUCUGCUGUGGUCUUCCAAGAAGCCAUGGAGCGCAACACUGUCAUUGGCUCUGCCAUUGCCAUCUGUGGAACUUUUGCCUACUCAUUGGCAUCCAAGAAGGCGCCAGCAGCAGCUGCACCCAAAAAGAAGGCUGAGUAAAUCGCAGGGUGGGCUCUUGAUCAUUGUGCCAGUGGCCUCUUCAUGAUUAUUAUCAAACCAGUAGUCUAGCGGAGCAGCCUUUUGAAACAGUGCUGAUCACGCAACAACCCAUGGGGCAAAAAAACACUGGCCAAUCUGUUCUAUUUGGCGGCAAUUGUGAGCUAUACAACAAAACCAUCGUAUUGCCGAAGAAUCUAAAAUCCAUACUGUAAAUGUUUUCAAUUGCAUGCAUGCAUUACUAAAAGAAAGAACUACGCAUUCCUUCCAUCCUCUGAGC
Molecule: messenger RNA, 1661 nt
Organism: Seminavis robusta
Lineage: Eukaryota; Bacillariophyta; Bacillariophyceae; Naviculales; Naviculaceae
Source: the annotation of a GenBank genome assembly